AAGCCUGAUGGUGCUGCCAUAAGUAACAGAAAACAACAGAGACGCUAAAAGAGCGGUUUUGUAUCUGAACUGCAGCCAUGAGGACACCAGACCAGCUGUAGGAGACGUGGGAAACGAUACAAGCUUGUUAUCAGCUCUGUGUCUGACAGAAAGGGUUGGGCUUGUGGAGAACGGGAAGAAGACCGGCUUUGGUGGUGCAUAUCAAGGAGAUAAAUUCCAUCAAUGAAGACAUCUGGUAUGGCAGAAUUCAAGCAACAGAAUGUGGAUGAUUUCUAUGAAAUUGGAGAAGCACUAGGAAGUGGGCAAUUUGCAAUUGUCAAACACUGUAUAGAGAAGAGUACAGGGAAUAAAUAUGCAGCCAAGUUUAUCAAGAAGCGCCAGAGUCGAGCCAGCAGACGUGGUGUAAGGAGAGAGGAAAUCGAGAGGGAAGUGGACAUCCUGCAGCAGCUACAUCACCCCAACAUUGUAGAGCUACAUGAUGUGUUUGAGAACCGCACAGACGUGGUGCUCAUCCUCGAACUGGUGUCUGGAGGAGAGCUGUUCGAUUUCUUGGCGCAGAAGGAGUCUCUCAGUGAAGAGGAGGCCACUCAGUUUAUCAAACAGAUCCUAGAUGGAGUCCAGUACCUCCACUCCAAAAGAAUCUCACAUUUUGAUCUGAAGCCUGAAAAUAUAAUGCUGCUGGACAGGAAUGUUCCUCUACCCCGCAUCAAGAUCAUAGACUUUGGACUGGCUCACAAAAUGGAAGCUGGGGCAGAUUUCAAAAACAUUUUUGGAACCCCUGAAUUUGUUGCUCCAGAGAUAGUCAACUAUGAGCCACUGGGAUUGGAGGCAGACAUGUGGAGCAUUGGAGUCAUCACAUAUAUACUUUUGAGUGGCGCUUCACCUUUCCUCGGUGACACGAAGCAGGAGACGCUGGGAAACAUCUCGGCAGUGAACUACGAGUUUGACGAAGAGUUCUUUAGUAAUACAAGUGAGCUGGCCAAGAACUUCAUCAGGCAGCUCCUGGAGAAGGACACGAGAAAACGGAUGACCAUACAUGAGGCCCUCAACCAUCCUUGGAUUAAGUCCUGUGACUACAUGGAAGAAGAUAGCACUGCCCCUGAGGCUGAGAAGAAAGCAGAGCAGCUGAAGACGAAGCGUCUAAAGGAGUACACCAUCCAGUCUCACUCCAGUGUGGCCCAGAACAACACAUAUGCCAACUUUGAGCGUUUUGCUCAUGUGGUGGAGGAUGUCAGUCUGAUGGAGACGGGGCUUUCAGAGGUGGCAAGAGCCCACCACGCUCUGCAGGGGGACAUAGAAGCACUGCUCUCCAUCUACAACGACAAGGAGGCCUGGUACAAGGAGGAGAGCGAGACUGCGAGGAAGCAGCUGUCCCAGAUCCACUACGACUUCCAUAAAGUGGAGGCCACAAGGAGGCUGCUGCAGGAGGACGUGAAGGCUAUAGAUGCCAGUCUGGAGAGCGUCAGUGGGAAGUACAGCCAGAGGCAGAGUCAGCUGGACGCUCUGAGGCAGGAGCUGAACUCUGAGCUGCAGUGGCUGCAGGAGGUGAUGAGCUCUCUGCAGCUGGAUGGUGCCAACAGCAGCAUCCACAGCAGCAGUUUGAAUACGGAAGUGAAGUAGGGGCUGACGGAGCUGCUGCAUCAGUCCUGCAGGAGGGAACUGUGCCCUGAGGCCAAACAGCCACUCACAGAGUCUGGCUAACAUACAGAAAUUAAGACACACUUUUAUUGACCUUAAAAAGCUAACAGAGUUUUUGAAAAUAUUUAAAUUCAACAAAAACCUUUCAAUGUAUAGCUUUGUACCUUUUCUUUAUUUCUAUUUUACUUUUGUGUGAACUCUGUACGAUACUUUUCAGUUAAAGUAAUAGGAAUUUGCGGAAAUCCACAUUUUGCAUACUUACAGAGAGUUAAAUGAUAUUUCUGUUAUAUCUAACAAACAGAUAUGAGAGUGGCGUCUAUCUUCUCAUCUAACUCUGGGCAAGAAAGCAAAUAAGCAUACUUCCUUUUCCUAUUUAUGCACUUUUCCUGUUUGAUUAAGCGGGUUUGGUUUCUUUUUUAUUUUGACAAGUAAUGAUAAUGAUGAUGAUUAGAAAUGUUUUUACUCUGUUAUGGAUAGAAGAAGGAUAAAACAGCAAUUCUUUUCAAUGGGAUGUAUAAGAAGUUAACAAUUUUUUUAUUGAUUUAUUUUUUCAUUCCAUUCUAAUUUUUUAGACUGUAUAUUGAUUUUUUUUUCUAGUGGUUAAUUGUAAAGUUAUGUGUCUAGUCAUAAAUGUUUUUUGUUUCAGAUUAUUUUUCAUAGAUUUAAAUAUGCACUUUUACUUAAGGUUGUAUUUAUUUAUUUAUUUUAAAAACCUUUCUUAUUUCUUUCUUGGAGAUGUUCUAUGAGCCGACAGGAAAAACAACAUCUAUGAUAAAACUGUUUGUUUUAAAAUGUGUCACAUCCUUAUCAGUGGUUUUAGCUUUUCAUCAGAUAUACACACUUCAUGCAUUUGCUGUGCACACUGACAUUUUUCACUGUUGUCUACACACUGAAAUAAAGGUUCAUCAUUU
Messenger RNA from Micropterus salmoides (largemouth bass), 2549 nucleotides. It is a transcript of the gene dapk2b, whose product is annotated as death-associated protein kinase 2b. The transcript is spliced from 10 exons. Gene Ontology annotation, cellular component: cytoplasm; nucleus. Gene Ontology annotation, biological process: positive regulation of apoptotic process; protein phosphorylation; intracellular signal transduction. Gene Ontology annotation, molecular function: protein serine/threonine kinase activity; ATP binding. Bases 223 to 1620 code for a protein of 465 amino acids. The record is from RefSeq and is a predicted model, not a curated record. NCBI's taxonomy places the organism in Eukaryota, Metazoa, Chordata, Actinopteri, Centrarchiformes, Centrarchidae.